This is a messenger RNA of Lycium ferocissimum, 1082 nucleotides long. RefSeq names its product borneol dehydrogenase, mitochondrial-like. The transcript is spliced from 3 exons. NCBI's taxonomy places the organism in Eukaryota, Viridiplantae, Streptophyta, Magnoliopsida, Solanales, Solanaceae. The record is from RefSeq and is a predicted model, not a curated record. The coding region runs from base 133 to 924 and encodes 263 amino acids.
CUUAUAUAAUAGUAGCGCAGAAGGAUAUAACCAUCUAAUAAUUAAUUUGUCGAAUCAUUUUGAGAUUUCACAAGUGGCCAAGCAUUUUGCUUUUCUCUUCCACUUGGGGACUUUGAGUGUUAUUACUUUUCAAUGGCUGCAAAUUUGGCAAGAAGGCUAGAAGGUAAAGUUGCAAUUAUAACUGGUGCUGCUAGUGGCAUUGGUGAAGCUUCUGCAAGACUUUUCUCAAGACAUGGAGCCAAAGUGGUGAUUGCAGACAUUCAAGACGACUUGGCACAUAAAAUUUGCGAAGAUCUGGGUCCAUCAUCAACCACCUUUGUUCAUUGUGAUGUUACAAAAGAAAAAGAUCUCGAAAAUGUUGUGAACAUUGUUGCUGACAAGUAUGGCAAGCUAGACAUCAUGUACAACAAUGCUGGUAUUACGGGAGCGGUCAAAUCCAAUAUUCUUGAUAAUGAAAAAUCUGAAUUCGAAAAAAUCAUUGGUAUUAACCUCGUAGGUACAUUUCUUGGGAUUAAACAAGCAGCCCGAGUCAUGGUCCCUCGUGGUCAAGGUAGUAUUAUUAACACUGGUAGUGUUUCUUCAUCGAUAGGUGGUGUUUGCCCUCAUGCCUACACGAGCUCAAAGCAUGGAAUAUUAGGACUCACUCGGAAUACUGCAGUUGAUUUAGGCCGCUAUGGCAUUCGUGUGAAUUGUGUGUCACCAUACUCUGUUCUUACAGCAGCGGCUUUAGAUACCUUAAAAAAGAUGGGUAAGGAAGGUUCAGAAAUUUAUUCUACCUUAAAUGGUGCUAAACUUACUCCGAAUGAUGUGGCUGAAACUGCUGUUUUUCUUGCUAGUGAUGAGUCUAAAUAUGUGAGUGGACAAGAUUUUAUUAUUGAUGGUGGAUUCACAAUUGAGAAUCCUGGUUUAUCAAUGUUCAAGUAGUUGUAUACUUGAUAAAGUUACUUGUAGUUUGGUACUAACAUUUGGAAUAAAGUUCUCUGUUUACUCCGAAUGAUGUGGCUGAAACAACUAUUUUCCUCGGAAGUGAUGCACCCAAGUAUGUGGUGGCCAAGAUUUUAUUGUUGAUAUUGGAUUCACAA